Trachemys scripta elegans is the source of this 3014-nucleotide messenger RNA. It is a transcript of the gene ISM1, whose product is annotated as isthmin 1. Gene Ontology annotation, biological process: negative regulation of angiogenesis. Bases 1 to 1383 code for a protein of 460 amino acids. NCBI's taxonomy places the organism in Eukaryota, Metazoa, Chordata, Testudines, Emydidae. The transcript has 6 exons. The record is from RefSeq and is a predicted model, not a curated record.
AUGGUGCGGCUGGCGGCGGAGCUGCUGCUGUUACUGGGGCUCCUGCUGCUCACCUUGCACAUCACCGUGCUGCGGGCCAAGCCCGACCCCCCGCCGGCCAACAGCACCCACGGCCAGCCGCAGAACACCCUGGGUGCAGAUGGCCAUUCUGCUCCCCAAACCAGCUUCACAUUAAACCCCAAGGACAGAAGACAAUAUCCUGACCACCAGGCAGCACACAGGCCAUUCCCCAAACAGCGAUUCAGGCAGGAAAAUGGACACACAUCAUUACAAAGAGAUGGACCCAGAUCCUUCCUCCUGGAUCUCCCAAACUUUCCUGACCUAUCAAAAGCAGACAUCAAUGGGCAAAACCCCAACAUUCAGGUUACCAUAGAAGUGGUUGAUGGCCCCGAUACUGAACCAGAGAAGGAUCUGCACAAAGAGAGCAGCAAGCCUAGCUGGCCAGUCCCAUCCCCUGACUGGAGGAACUGGUGGCAGACGUCAUCCACCUUGACUCGCAUGAGUAGCGGUGACCAGGACUACAAGCAUGACAGCACCACCGAAGAUAGCAACUUCCUAAACCCUCUUGGUGGGUGGGAUAGGCAUGCACCCAACCACCGGACUUUUGAAUCCAAGGAGCAGCCAGAGUAUGAUUAUAUUGAUGGAGAGGGAGACUGGAGCCCAUGGUCCAUUUGUAGCGUAACCUGCGGGAUUGGCAAUCAGAAGCGAACCAGAUCCUGUGGAUAUGCCUGCACAGCCACUGAGUCGAGGACAUGUGAUAGGCCAAACUGCCCAGGGAUUGAAGACACCUUCAGGACAGCUGCCACAGAAGUGAGCUUACUUGCAGGAAGCGAAGAGUUCAAUGCCACCAAGCUAUUCGAAGUUGAUACUGAUAGUUGCGAAAGAUGGAUGAGCUGCAAAAGUGAGUUCUUGAAGAAAUACAUGCACAAAGUGGUUAAUGACCUACCCAGCUGCCCUUGCUCCUACCCCACAGAAGUCGCUUACAGCACUGCUGAGAUCUAUGAUCGGAUUAAGCGGAAAGACUUUCGCUGGAAAGAUGCAAGUGGGCCAAAGGAAAAACUGGAGAUCUACAAGCCCACAGCCCGAUAUUGUAUCCGCUCUAUGCUUUCCUUGGAGAGCACAACUCUAGCUGCGCAGCACUGUUGCUAUGAUGACAAUAUGCAGCUGAUUACUAGGGGGAAAGGGGCAGGCACACCAAACCUGAUCAGCGUAGAAUUCUCCGCAGAGCUCCAUUACAAAGUAGACAUUUUGCCUUGGAUUAUAUGCAAAGGAGACUGGAGCCGAUACAAUGAAGCACGGCCCCCUAACAAUGGUCAGAAAUGUACAGAAAACCCUUCAGAUGAAGACUAUUACAAGCAGUUUCAGGAAGCAAGGGAAUACUGAAGGGAUUUUCCUCCUCAGACAGGAAAAUGGGGAUCAUUUCCAUAGAUGGUACAAAAUUGCAUUUGCUGCAUUCUCUAUUUGAAAUGGGGUUGGUCAGUAUCUUUAGUAUGAGUGUAUAUAUUUGUAUAUAAUACAUGUGUGUGUAAUUUAUAUAUGCCUAUAUCUCACACACUCCUCUGCAUACAAACAUACACAAAACCUUUAAUGAUAGAAGCGGAUAUAGCAAUAAAAUGCAUUUUAUUUCAAAAGAAAGAAAAACCUCCAGGGAGAAACAGUGUGAAUAAAUUCAUGCUGAAUAAAGAGCUUGAUACAGAUUUUUACAUCCGUGUAAAUCAGUAAAGCUCUGAUCCUGCUCCCAUUGAUUUUAAAUGAUGCACGAUUGGUCCCUAAUGGCAGGGUAAAACUAGGGGAAGUGAAAUGCAAAUCAGGCUCAAAGGUCCUGUACAGCAAAGCACUUAAGCACAUGCUUAGAUCCAUUAUAGUCAAUGCAACUUAAGCAUGUGCUUAGAGAUAAGCACAUACUUACCUGCUUUGCCACAUGGAGAAGUUUGGGGUUUUUGUAUCUGGGCUAAAGAGCCUAAACUCUCAAACAGUUUUUAUAUGUAACUUAUUUAAUAUAAACACAGCUGUUAAAAAUAACACUUUCUCUGGAGCUGUAUUAAUGAAAGUAUUUAAUGGUAUCUACAAGAAGAGGGGAAGGAUUGUUGGGAGGGAAAGCUAUUAAGUAUUGGAGGAGAAAACAGGUAGAAAUGCUGAAGAUCAAUAAACCAACACCCACAUUAAUCAUUCUCAGUUGAAGCUCCCCAUUGCCCUUCCAGUCACUCAGCUGUUAGCUGUACAUAUGUAGUAGGGUUUCCAGAAGAUGCAGCUGCCAUGUUCCUUUGGGCUACACCAAAAGAAUCUAAAAUAAGGCCUAGGAUUCUGCAAAGACAUAUGAAUGUGCUCAACUUCCCAUACUGUGAGUAGUUCAGUGACUUCAAUGGGACUAUGCACAGGGGCGGAUCUACAGCUAUGAAUUAUCAUAGCUCCAUGGAAGAGAAUGAAGUUAUGACAAUUCACACCAGUAGAGAAUCUGCCACACACUGUGUACAAAUAAAGAAACUGUGUAAGUAAAUCUUUGCAGGAUCAGGGACUAAAGGGCCAAAAUUUGCUGAGGCUGAAGCGUGGAGUUAAAAGGAAAAGAAUGUUGACAAAAAAAACGAAGAAAUCCUGGUUAUCUUCUAAUUCCUACAUGUAAUUAGAAGGGUUCUGCUAUAAAGAAAGAAGUGCACUUUUUAAAAAAAGAGAAACGAAUAUAGAGUUUUGAACAUAUUCACUGGGUACAAUAAGUCACCUUCUUAAUUUUUUUUUCCUUCCAGCAUGUCCUGACUGCCCAGUAUUAUACAGAAAAAGCUAUUCUUUAAAGAGUUUUUUGGAGGAAAGGGAUAAGGGGUUCUUCUCAGUGAUUUAAAAAGCCUGAGCAUUAUUUUUGUAAAGUAUUUAUUAAAAUGUUGUUAUAACUCAUGCAAGGGGUGUUUUUAACAUGCGGGGCUUCUGUAGUUGGAAUGUGAUGGCCAGGAAAGAGACUAUUUCUAGGCAAAUGUUUAACAUGCAGAUCUCUAUGAAAAAUGAAUCUAUCAAUAAAACCACAG